Messenger RNA from Acanthisitta chloris (rifleman), 586 nucleotides. Its product is annotated as polypeptide N-acetylgalactosaminyltransferase 11-like. The record is from RefSeq and is a predicted model, not a curated record. The annotation marks the transcript as partial. Gene Ontology annotation, cellular component: Golgi apparatus. The transcript has 3 exons. Lineage: Eukaryota; Metazoa; Chordata; Aves; Passeriformes; Acanthisittidae. Gene Ontology annotation, biological process: regulation of Notch signaling pathway. Gene Ontology annotation, molecular function: Notch binding.
AUGGGAAGUGUCACACUGCGCUAUUUCUGCUAUGGGUGCCUUUUCACAUCCGUGACCUGGACACUGCUGCUCUUUGUUUAUUUCAACUUCAGUGAAGAGAACCAAUCCUUCAGGAAUGUGCCCAUCAAGGGGCUGGAACCUCAGAGGCCAUUCCCCAAAAAAUUCUACCCCCGUUUUACACGGGGGCCAGUUCAUGUAUCUGAGCUGCAACAGAAAGAGAGUAAGAUAGGAAAUUCUCUUGGGAAUCAUAUCCAGGACCCAGUUAAGGGGGAGGUAGAAUUCUCUCCUGAAAUGGGAAUGAUUUUUAAUGAAGAAGAUCAGGAAGUGAGAGACUUGGGCUAUCAGAAACAUGCUUUCAAUAUGCUUAUCAGUAAUCGAUUGGGAUACCACAGGGAGGUGCCUGAUACAAGGGAUGCAAAAUGUAGAGAGAAGUCCUACCCUGCUGAUCUGCCCUCUGCCAGUGUUGUUAUCUGUUUCUACAAUGAAGCACUUUCUGCCCUGCUCCGCACAGUGCACAGUGUCCUGGAUCGCACUCCUGCUCACCUUCUGCAUGAAAUCAUUUUGGUGGAUGACAACAGUGAAUUGG